Molecule: messenger RNA, 3081 nt
Organism: Talaromyces atroroseus
Lineage: Eukaryota; Fungi; Ascomycota; Eurotiomycetes; Eurotiales; Trichocomaceae
Product: Exosome complex exonuclease dis3
Exons: 2
Coding region: 1-3081 (1026 amino acids)
Biological process (GO): rRNA catabolic process
Cellular component (GO): cytoplasmic exosome (RNase complex); nuclear exosome (RNase complex)
Molecular function (GO): 3'-5'-RNA exonuclease activity; RNA binding; endonuclease activity
Source: RefSeq, a predicted model, not a curated record
AUGAAAAGUCUGCGAAGAGACUUUUCCUCAAACCCGCAGGCCCAGAAUGUGUCCAGCAAGGUCUUCGUCAGGUCCACGAAAAGUGGCAAGGUUCAGAAAAUAGUCCGCGAGUUAUAUCUCAGGCAAGAUAUUCCAUGCUCUUCAAAGCUAUGCACAAUCUGCCCGACCUACGCGCCAGCAGAUGCAGAUGGAAAUAUAAAACCGUUCGUCCUAUCCGAUCGGCCUGCCGGUACUGAAGCUUUCCCCAAGGGUCAUUAUAUCGUGCCGGAUACAAAUGCUUUGCUGAAUGGAAUGGAUGUGUUCGAGCACACUGGCGCAUUUUACGAUGUGAUUAUUCUGCAAACCGUCCUAGAAGAGCUCAGAAACCUCUCCCUUCCCCUCUACAACCGCCUCAUAUCGCUUAUAAAAUCGGAUGAAAAACGCUUUUACCUUUUCUUCAACGAAUUCCGUCUCGAAACAUACGUCCGCCGACAGAAUGACGAGUCUAUCAACGACCGGAACGAUAGGGCUGUGCGCACUGUCGCUCAGUGGUACGGCGAACAUCUUCGUCAAGCCGUGAAAAAGGGGAAAUCAGUUCCCACAAUCGUCGUGCUCACCGAUGACAAGGAGAAUCUACGCAGAGCAAAAGAGGAAAAUGUCGUGGCACUGUCUCUCUCCGAUUAUGUGUCAGGACUUGAGGACGCAGACACGUUAAUCGACAUGAUCAAUGAUUCACGGGAAGAACGAGGACAAAGGACAGAGUUUUUUUACCCGGAAUACUAUUCCAUGUCAAAGAUGAUGACAGGAGUACGAGCGGGUACUAUGCAUCAAGGCAUAUUCAACAUCUCCCCAUACAAUUACUUGGAGGGCUCCGUGAAAGUAGCUGCGUUUGAUAAACCGCUUUUAAUUCUUGGUCGUGACAACAGCAACCGAGCCGUUUCGGGUGAUGUUGUUGUCGUUGAAGUGUUACCGAAAGAUCAAUGGAAAUCACCCUCUUCAAAGAUCAUCGAUGAGGAAGCAGUUACCAGAAAUGAGGACCCGGAAAACGAAGAGACAGAAAUUGUUGUUACUGAGAGAGAGAAGAAGGCUUUGCAGGAAGAAGUGAGGCAGGCGCAUGGAAAGAAUGCCGAGGGAAAAGCUCAGCCCACUGCUCGAGUUGUGGGGAUCAUCAAGCGCAAUUGGCGCCAAUAUGUCGGACACGUCGAUUCUUCAUCGACAUCUCUCCAGAGCAAUGCAGGAAGACGCCAGCAAACUGUUUUCGUACUGCCCAUGGAUAAACGUAUCCCUAAGAUUCGAAUCAGGACUCGGCAAGCAGCCGAGCUUCUUGGCCAAAGGAUUUUAGUGACUGUUGACAGCUGGGAUCGCGACUCCCGGUAUCCCACUGGUCACUUUGUGCGCUCACUGGGAGAACUCGAAACCAAGGGAGCAGAGACGGAAGCACUUCUCCUUGAGUACGAUGUGCAGUAUCGGCCAUUCCCGAAAGUGGUUCUCGACUGUCUGCCUUCUGAGGGCCAUGACUGGAAGGUUCCUACGCGCACAGAUGAUCCCGGCUGGCAAAAUCGUAAAGACUUGCGAGAUCUUCUGGUUUGCAGUAUCGACCCCCCAGGUUGUCAAGAUAUCGACGAUGCUCUUCAUGCGCGCCUCCUGCCAAACGGGAACUAUGAAGUGGGAGUCCACAUUGCUGACGUCUCAAACUUUGUCCAGCCAAAUAAUGCCAUGGACCUCGAAGCAAGUCUGCGCGGCACGACUGUCUAUCUGGUGGAUAAGAGAAUUGAUAUGCUUCCAAUGCUGCUGGGAACUGAUUUGUGUUCUCUCAAGCCUUAUGUAGAACGAUUUGCGUUUUCUACCCUCUGGGAAAUGACACCUAAUGGGGAAGUAGUCUCCGCCGAUUUUACAAAAUCUGUGAUUCGGUCACGUGAGGCUUUUAGUUACGAACAAGCUCAGCUACGAAUCGACGAUGCAUCGCAAACCGAUGAGUUGACUCAAAGUAUGCGCACGCUGUUGCACAUGUCCAAGAUCCUACGGCAGAAACGAAUGGACGCUGGCGCGUUGAACCUUGCAUCUCCCGAGAUCCGCAUUGAAACCGAGUCGGAGCUCAACGACCCUCUCACUGAUGUCAAGACGAAAGCGCACUUGGCGACAAACAGCCUUGUCGAGGAGUUCAUGCUUCUCGCCAAUAUUACAGUAGCCUCCAAGAUCUACAGCGCAUUCCCUCAAACCGCUCUAUUACGCAGACAUGCAUCGCCGCCCCCUCAGAAUUUUGAGCAAUUGGCUACACAGUUGCAAAAGAAGCGCGGACUCAAGCUUGAUGUUUCUAGCUCAGGAGCUCUGGCCGACUCGCUGGACGCGUGUGUCGACCCGCAGAAUCCGUUCUUCAACACUUUGAUCCGUAUUCUGGCUACAAGGUGCAUGACAUCGGCAGAGUAUUUCACAGCUGGUGCCCAUGCUGAAGCGGAGUUCCGGCAUUAUGGUCUUGCUUCGCCCAUUUAUACUCACUUCACAUCCCCCAUUCGUCGCUAUGCCGAUCUUGUCGUGCAUCGACAGCUUGCCGCUGCGAUUGGGUAUACCUCAGCGGAGGGCCUCAGCCGACGGAGUCAGCUAGAGGACGUCUGCAAGAACAUCAAUUUCCGUCAUCGUAAUGCGCAGUUUGCAGGACGAGCCAGCAUUGAAUAUUACGUCGGCCAGGCGCUGAAGGCUCGGGGCGAGAUGAUGGCCAAGAACAAGGGUAACGACAAGAACGUCGGAGUCGAUGAAGAAGGGUAUAUUAUGCGCGUCUUUGAGAACGGUGUGGUUGUUUUCGUUCCUCGGUUCGGUAUUGAAGGCAUUGUGCGACUGGAAGAUUUUAUGUUGCCCGGGGAAAAGGUGCUCCCGAAUGUGCAUGACCCUGAGCAAAUGCGAGAGGUCGCCCAUCGGCGUGAGAGCGAAUAUGACCCGGAGGAAUAUACUCUGCGUGUCUGGGACAAGAACCACCAGGAAACUGAACGAUCUCUGGUCGUCGAACUGUUCGAAAGGGUCCAGGUGAAUGUGAGCUCAGUCAAGGAGGAAGGGGGCCGCGGUGCAGGCAAACGCAAGGUCCGGAUGCUCAUUCUUGGGAAAUUAUGA